Nematostella vectensis (starlet sea anemone) is the source of this 4163-nucleotide messenger RNA. Its product is annotated as kinesin-like protein KIF28. The transcript has 27 exons. The record is from RefSeq and is a predicted model, not a curated record. Gene Ontology annotation, biological process: cytoskeleton-dependent intracellular transport; microtubule-based movement. Gene Ontology annotation, molecular function: ATP binding; ATP hydrolysis activity; microtubule binding. Gene Ontology annotation, cellular component: microtubule; kinesin complex. The coding region runs from base 147 to 3098 and encodes 983 amino acids. NCBI's taxonomy places the organism in Eukaryota, Metazoa, Cnidaria, Anthozoa, Actiniaria, Edwardsiidae.
CCUCCUGUUCGGCAUAAUUCCCAGAUCGCCAUUUCCGCGGUCUGAGCCAGACCGAACAUUAACUCGUACAAACUACAAAAAAUAACACCGGAUAGAACUAAACCAGUAAGGGUAGAGCAACGAGGCUAACAGCCUUCACUGACAACAUGUCUGGCGAAUCAGUUAAAGUCGCCGUGCGAGUUCGACCGUUCAACUCGAGGGAGAAGGACCGUGGCUCCAAAGUAUGUCUCGAUAUGAUAGAUGCUUUGACUCAAAUUAGAGACCCUGAGAAUCCAAAUGCACCCCCGAAAGAGUUCACGUUUGAUUUCUCAUACUGGUCUCACGAUGGGUUCCGCGAAGACGAAAACGGUUACUUACAUCCUGAAGACCCAAAGUAUGCAGACCAGCGGAAAGUAUUCGAUGAUUUGGGGGCCGGUGUACUGAGAAAUGCAUUUGAAGGUUUCAAUUGUUCGCUUUUUGCAUAUGGUCAGACAGGGGCAGGGAAAUCAUAUUCUAUGGUCGGCUAUGGGGUCAACAAGGGGAUUGUUCCAAUUACAUGUGAUGAGCUUUUCAAGCAAAUGGCAACUAACACUGAUGCAACUGUUAAAUACCAAGUUUCAUUCAGUAUGUUGGAGAUCUACAAUGAACAAGUGCGUGAUUUGCUGUGCAAGAACAACCCCAAAGGAGGCUUACAGGUGCGUCAAAAUCCCAAGGAAGGCUCAUUUUACGUCCAAAACUUGAAGAAAGUCGCUGUGGGCAGCUACGAAGAAAUUGAAAGAAGGACUGAAGAAGGAACUGCCAAUCGAACUGUUGCAGCCACUCAAAUGAAUGCCACCAGUUCCCGCGCCCACACAGUGGUGACAAUAGCCUUUGAUCAGAUCAUGAAGAAUGAAAGUGGUCAGGAAACAAAGAAGAGUAGUAUCAUUAACUUGGUUGAUUUAGCAGGCAGUGAAAGAGCUGACAGCACUGGCGCCACAGGUGACCGCCUCAAGGAAGGAGCUAACAUCAACAAGUCCCUCUCUGCCUUGGGAAAUGUCAUCUCUGCCCUUGCAGACUUGUCUCUGGGGAAGAAGAAAGUGCUUGUGCCUUAUCGUGACUCUGUCUUGACCAAGCUUCUGCAGAAUGCCUUGGGAGGAAACAGUAAGACUAUUAUGAUUGCUGCGCUCUCACCAGCAGACAUCAACUAUGAUGAGACGCUCGGUACCCUUAGGUAUGCUGAUCGAGCAAAGAAGAUCAAGAACAAAGCAGUUGUCAAUGAGAACCCUAUGGACAAACUUAUCCGAGAACUCAAAGAGGAGAAUGAGCGACUAAAAAAGUCCAUGGAAGGAGGAAUUCCCCUUUCAGCAGCAGGGAUGAGCCCAGAGGAAAUUGAAAGGAUGAGAAAACAGAUGGAGGAGGAGAUAAAAGCCCAGCUGGCGAUAAACAAUGAAAGUAUGAUGAGCUGGGAUGAUAAGCUGCAACAAUCACGUGAUGAGGGUUCCAGCAGUGAAGUGCAGGAAAUGCAGCAAAAACUGAAUUCUGUGCCUCACAUUGUUAACCUGAACGAGGACCCUUUGCUGUCUGGUGUUGUCAAGCACUUUAUUGAACAAGAGGAGGUCACCAUUGGAAAUAAGAAGGCAGAGCCCCAGCCAAGUAUUGUGUUUAGUGGUCUGAGCAUUCAGAAGCAGCAUGCAGUGAUCACCAUAAAGGAUUCUGAGAUCACGAUUAAACCUGGAACGUCUGGGGCCAAGACAAAAGUCAACGGACUUCCGCUGACGGGAGAGACCCCUCUCAAACACAUGGACCGCAUCUUAUUUGGUUCAAAUCACAUGUACUACCUCUUCAACCCCAAGAACAAGGAGAAAAACGAGGGAAGUCCAGAUAGGGUGGACUGGGAUUUCGCGCAGAAAGAGAUCGCGGAAGCAAAAGGGUUCUCUACAGGCUCUGGUUCUGGCCAGACCAAAGAGCAACAGCUUGCGCAGGAGCAGGUUCUUGAACUGCUACCGCUGGUCAGUGAAAUUAACGCAGUCAGCGAAGAGCUGGACAAGCAGAAAACGUUUGAGGUUGUUCUCGUAUCUGGAGCUGCGCAAGGAAAUAUUGGAACUGGAACCAAGGUCAUGGUUAAGAUGAAGAAUUUGUUGAACGAAAAUGUCUGGCUGUGGGAUCGUGGCAAAUUUCUGAACAGAAGAUUCUUGAUGCAGGAGAUGUAUCAGAAGUUCAUGGACAGCGAAGAUAUCAACGUUCCAAAGGAGGAGGACCCUUUCUGGGAACCCCCUGAGGACGUGCUGAUUGGCACAGCGAAUGUGUUCCUGCAGAGUUUGGCAUACGCCCUCGAUUUUGAUGAUAAGCUAACUGCUACUGAUUACAAGGGCUCGGAGGAAGCGUCCAUUUUCGUAAACGUUUCUCCGUGUACACAAACAGGAAAAUCUCUUGACGAGGACUAUUUUGUUGACGAGCCUAAAGACCUGCUGGGCAAACCCUUCCACUACAAGGUGACAAUAAGAAGUGCAGACAUCCACAAAGCCCGCUUCAACAAAGGUGUGUACAUCAAGUACAAAUGCCUUGGCGACGAGGAAUUCACCCAAACCGACACAAAGGCCAACACUCUAUCGCCUGAGUUCAACAACUCUAAAGUGUUCUCAAUCCCGAGUAUCUCUGAGAAGCACCUGGAGUGGUUUGAGAACGGCUGCAUUACCUUUAUGGUGUAUGGACGGCAAGAGGACAGCAUUCCAGACCCGCGCCUCUCUAAAAUGACCACCAAGGAACUGCGUCAGAUGGACCACAUCAAGGGCCCUCAAAUGGGACCGCGGACCGGUACAAUUGUGGGCGCAGACGUGAAUGUUUCACAACUAAAAGCUGAGACCAUCUUAAUGAAAAGACAGCUGGAACGACUCCAGAACAAGGAAAAAAGGCUGCAGAAUAUCUGCGACGAUUUUGAAAAGAAGUCGGACAAAGACUACGACAAAUUCUACCGUGAAAUUCGCGCUGCCGCGUUCUACAAACCCGGGCAACUCAAGUACAAGGUCAACCAACUAAACGCGUUAAUGAAAAACCAAAAAGGAUCCACUGCGAAUGGCGGCCAAGUCAAAACCGAGCUACCUAAGGCACAAGAAGGGAGCCGUGCUUGCAUCAUCAUGUAGCCCUUCACUACCCCCCUGCGGCUAAAUCAUAACCCCCCCACACACACACACACACGGAUAAAUCAUCAUGUAGCCCUUCACUACCCCCCUGCGGCUAAAUCAUACCCCCCCACGGAUAAAUCAUCAUGUAGCUCUUCCCUACCCCUCCGUGGCUAGAUUCUCAUAUGCCCCUCCCCUACGGCUAAAUCAUAUCCCUCUCCCCCUACGGCGAAAUCAUGAUCUAGCCUUUCCCACGGCCGUUACAGUAAACAUUAGGUAUAUAGUCCUCUUGGGAUAUUUGUCAAUCUGGUGCAGUAAAACUCAGUAAACAGUAAACUCGACCGCAAAAUCUACAAAGAGACCUCACCCAUCCUGGUAAAAGGAAGAUAUCGUUAUGACCGUGGUAUCUCCACUCUUUAAAGAUAUAUAUAGGUAUGACCGUGGUAUCUCCACUCUUUAAAGGUACAUAUAGGUAUGACCGUGGUAUCUCCACUCUUUAAAGGUACAUAUAGGUAUGACCGUACUUGCUCUUUUAAAGCAAAUCCUCGUUUAAAUAGCAGUUCAACCAUAGCUUGUAUUUACGUGUAUUUACGUGCAUACGUCGCUUUGUCAGAAGAGAAUGUAUAACUUCCUGCGAUUUUUUUUAUUCUGAGAUCUCUUGUCGACAAUUUUCAACUACUAAACCCUUACUGGCUUCCGUCAUUCAAACUAAUUGAAUUCCAUGCGGUGUUAUAUAAUUAGUCAGUGACUUACGUAGAGGUGAUGUGGUUUGAAGCCAUUUCACUGCUGGCCAUGGAAUGUCGGAAACCAAUAGACAAUUCAGCUGUUGGAAGUCGUCGGCGUGAGAGAGCGGGAUAUUUAAACUGCAGUAAGAAAUGCACUAGUGCACAUUUCCGUUAGUGUCUGUCUCUUAACCGUAGUCUUUGGCAUCGAUUUAUCAAUGCACAGUCCUUUCGUAGAGUAUUUUUAUUACACAAGAAAUGAUUGUAGUUGAUUGUAAUAUUUAUUAUUUUCUAGCUUUGUAUAAAGAUGGUUAUUAGAUGUUGUCUUUGAGGUAUUUUGUAAUAAAGUAUAAUCUUUCACAAA